AAGAUGGUGAGAGCUCCUUGCUGUGAGAAGGUUGGAUUGAAGAAGGGGGCAUGGACAGCAGAAGAAGAUCGGAAGCUUAAAGCUUACGUGGAGAUAAAUGGACCUGGGAACUGGCGAGCUCUUCCUAAAAAUGCAGGUUUAUUACGGUGUGGGAAGAGUUGCAGAUUCAGGUGGAUGAAUUACCUUAGACCAGAUGUUAAAAGAGGGAACUAUAGCAGGGAGGAGGAAGAAACUAUCAUCAAAUUACAUGAAUUACUUGGUAAUAGAUGGUCUACAAUCGCAGCGAGUUUACCAGGAAGAACCGACAAUGAAAUAAAAAACGUUUGGUACAGCCAUCUGAAAACGCGGCUGAAAGGAAAGCCGACGACCCAAGAAACCAACAAGCCCACCAUGGAAACACCCAAGUGCAAUGCUGGAGCUUUAAAGGAAGAGUUACGAUCUAUUGUCUCACCCUCGAAUGUACCAACCAUCCCAAUAUCAGAAAAUUCGAGCUACAUUCAAAUGUACCAGCAGUCUUCUGACGAUUCAUUUCCCAUAAGCAGCAAUUCCUCAAAUUGCAACACGUUCAUGGUGGAGAAUUACAUAGAUUUGUCUGUGACAGUCGACCAAUUGCUUCAAUUGCAGUUCUCUCCAGUUUUGAAUGGAGAUUCCAAGGGUUCAAUUGAUCCGUACGAUGACGAUCUCAGAAGUUUUUGGUUAAAUCUCUUCAUGGAAGCAGAAGGGUGAAGAGGAUCCAACGGUCUGAUUGUGGUUUUUCCGCUGUUUGGUUGGUUGGUGGCAGUUUUGUGGAGAUAAAAUGAUUUGAACGUUUUGUAUUAUAUCAUGUCUGGUAUUUGACUGGGAAAAUAUUACAAUGCUACUUUCUGCAUGGGGACACUACGACAGUCCAAUUGAUGAGUCUGGGAUGUCCAUUAGUUCCAACGCACAUUUCA
Magnolia sinica is the source of this 932-nucleotide messenger RNA. Its product is annotated as transcription factor MYB30-like. NCBI's taxonomy places the organism in Eukaryota, Viridiplantae, Streptophyta, Magnoliopsida, Magnoliales, Magnoliaceae. The transcript has 3 exons. The record is from RefSeq and is a predicted model, not a curated record. The coding region runs from base 4 to 726 and encodes 240 amino acids.